GUACAUUUUCCACACUUGGCCAUUCUUUAGAUCUCUCUCUCUCUCAUAGUAUUAAAACCUUGCUCCAAAUGUUAUCCCCGGCUAAAUGUGAGUCAGAGGAGGAGCCCACUGCUGAAUUGGAUCUCCUCCACUCUUCUUCACCUAGAUCCGGGUUACCCGAACGUCUCUCCCUCGUCCCCACCGAAGCUGCUGCUGCUGCUGCUGCUGCUCAGUCUUCUACUCUAGAAGAACCCAUGAAGCUCUCCGAGGCAGAGAUGAGCACGAGCAGGAGAUCCACGAGGCUCAAUUGUGAUUCGCCUGGUGCUCGGAAGUCGCCGAGAUUUUUUACGCCGGUGGAUGGAAAGAUCGAUAAUGUGUCCUCUGUUCCGAUCACAAGAAAGACUGUGUCUAGUAAUAGAAAGAUUAGUAGUGCUCCCGUUAAGAAGGGAAGCUUAGACUCUGUCGGAUUGUCAUUCGAAGACAUAGCUGCGAUUGGCAAGAGCUUGGAGAUGGGUAUCGUUUCCGAGUGCCAGGAUAGCAACGCUCAAGGUAGAUCGCAAGUUCCGCCUAAGAGGAAACUUGACGACUGUGAUGCUGCAUUAUUAUCUUCAAGUAUCGAGCUUUCUAGCCAGAUCAACAAACGGACGAGGAGAUCUUCGAGGUUCACCACGGGGGUGGAGAAUCUAGGCGACAAGCCUGUCCCAUCCAUUACAUCUUCAAGGCUAUCUGGAACUUUUGAAAUUCGCCUGGGAUUAUGUGAUGCCAAACAGGUGAGAGGAACUGAGAAGCUAGUGCAAGUUAGGGAGAAUGGUAACUGCUAUGAAGGUCAUGGCCUUGUUUCAUCUAAGCAAGAGCUGUUAAAUUCUCCCACAGGUUGCGUCAAGACAACUGUAAAUGGUAGUAGGGUCAAGUCGUUAGGAAAACGCAGAUCUUCUGACCCAAAUGCUAGUGGUGUUCACACUAGCUCUUUGAAAAUUAGUCAAAAUGGUACGAGUAAUGGAUUAGUGACUGCUAGUGAUGCUGAUAACGGAGUAAGUGGGGAGAUGCAUGCAGAUGCUACUGUGAUCUAUCUUUCUGACGACGAUGAAGAGCCGCAGCACGUACAAGAUUCGGUUGAAUUUUUGUAUACGACAAGCUCUGAUGGAGAUGUUUUGAUGCAAGAUGCAAGUGGAUCUACCCUCUCCUCAGGGGAAAACGGGAGACAAGCACCACUGGAUCAAAAUACUCCAAUCAAAUCAACUAAGGGAAAGGGUGCGCGAGUGACCCGUAUUGCUGUCCGUGAAAAGCAUGAACAUGGUUCCUGCUUUUUCAUUGGAGAGCCAAUUCCUUGCGAGGAGGCUAAAGAAAGAUGGCGCUGGAGAUAUGACCUCAAGGAACGCAAGUCCAAGAGAAAAGGCAAACAGGCAGAAGAUGACGAAGACAUGAUUGUUUCAAAUGUGGAAUGCCAUUAUUCGCAAGCAAAAGUCGACAAUAAAACGUUUAGCCUUGGAGACUUUGCCUACGUAAAGGGUGAAGGAAAAGAGAGACUUAUCGGCAAGAUAAUAGAGUUUUUUAAGACAACAGAUGGCGAAAGCUACUUCCGAGUUCAGUGGUUGUACAGAGCAACGGAUACAGUAAUGCUGAAGGAGGCUGCUGAUCACGAGACAAGGCGUCUCUUCUAUUCUACUGUAAUGAAUGAUAAUCCAAUAGAUUGUCUUAUUUCUAAAGUUACUGUUUUACAAGUAUCACCUAGGGCAGGAUUAAAGCCCAAUUCUAUUAAAUCUGACUUUUAUUUUGAUAUGGAAUAUUGCGUGGAGUUUUCGACAUUUCGAACCUUGAGAAAUCAAACUUCCGAGAACAAGCUUGAAUGUUGCGCCGCCGAUGUGACACCUACAGAAUCCACUGAAUCUAUUUUGGAAAAUAAAAGUAAUAGCAAAGAAGAGCUUCUGGUGCUUGAUCUUUACAGUGGUUGUGGUGGAAUGUCCACUGGGUUGAAUCUUGGAGCCAAGGUUUCUGGAGUUGACGUUGUGACGAAAUGGGCUAUUGACCAGGAAUUGGCUGCUUGUGAGAGCUUGAAAUUGAACCAUCCACAUACGCAGGUUAGGAAUGAUUCUGCUGGAGAUUUCCUCCUACUUUUGAAGGAGUGGGAUAAAUUAUGCAAGCGCUAUGUGUGUAACGAUGGUGAUGGUCAGACGACUGUUACAUUAAACCCCGAAAAUUCAACAAAAGAAACCAGUGAAAGUAGCUCUUCUACUGACGAUGAUUCAGAACCUGAUGAGUACGAAGUUGAAAAGCUGGUUGAUAUAUGUUAUGGUGAUCCUGACAAGUCAGGAGAAUCUGGCCUGAAGUUUAAGGUGCACUGGAAAGGAUAUAGCAGCAACGAAGAUACUUGGGAGCCAGCAGAGGAACUGAGCAAUUGUGAAGAUGCCAUGCGCGAGUUUGUUACAAGAGGAUUCAAGAACAAGAUCUUACCACUUCCCGGCGGUGUUGGCGUGAUAUGUGGUGGACCUCCAUGUCAAGGAAUUAGUGGCUAUAACCGCCAUAGGGAUGUUGAUACUCCGUUGACUGAUGAAAGGAAUCAGCAAAUUGGAGUUUUCAUGGACAUAGUGGAGUAUCUGAAACCCAAAUUCGUGUUGAUGGAAAACGUUGUUGAUCUUCUGCGUUUGGACAAAGGUUCUCUUGGGAGACUCGCUUUGAGCCGUCUUGUGGACAUGAGAUACCAAGCGAGGCUAGGUAUCAUGACAGCUGGUUGCUAUGGUCUUUCCCAAUUUCGUUCCCGAGUUUUCAUGUGGGGUGCUGAUCCAGACAUGAAACUACCUCCGUUUCCGCUUCCAACCCAUGAUGUUAUUGUCAGAUAUGGGCUUCCUAUUGAGUUCGAGUGGAAUGUAGUUGCUUACAGUGAAGGCCAGCCAAGAAACGUCGAAACAGCUCUUGUUCUAAAAGAUGCGAUAUCAGAUCUUCCUCAUGUGUCAUACAACGAAACCCGGGAAAAAAUGUCUUACGAAAGUCUACCAGAGACGGAUUUCCAGAGAUACAUUAGAUCAACCAAACACGAAAUGACUGGCUCUGAGAUUGAUAGAUGUACAAAAAGGACGAUGCCACUGUAUGAUCACAGGCCAUCCCGUUUGUCUGAAGAUGAUUAUAACCGAGUUUGUCAAAUCCCAAAGAAGAAGGGAGCUAAUUUCAGGGAUCUUCCAGGGAUAAUCGUCAGAAACAAUACAGUCUACCGUGAUCCAUCAAUGGAACCUGUUCUUCUGCCAUCAGGAAAGCAUUUGGUACCAGAAUACGUCUUUACUUUUCAGAAAGGGAAAUCUAAAAGACCGUUUGGGCGUCUUUGGUGGGACGAGACAGUUCCAACCGUUCUGACAGUCCCAAGCUGCACCAAUCAGGUGUUUUUGCAUCCGGAGCAAGAUCGAGUACUAACCAUAAGAGAAGCCGCACGGCUUCAAGGUUUCCCUGAUUACUUCCAGUUCUGUGGAACCGUUAAACAAAGGUACCGUCAGAUUGGAAAUGCAGUGGCGGUCUCGGUUUCUCGUGCUUUGGGUUAUUCUCUUGGUAUGGCUUUCCGUGGUCUAGCCGGUGAUGAGAAUAUGAUAGAACUUCCCCAGAAGUUUUCUCAUUCAAGUUACCUUCAGCUUCAAGAAACCAGUCCUCACUAGAAAUUAUAUAGUUCGACUUGGAAAAUCAAUAGCAGACCUUUUACCAUUUAUUUUCUCUACAUGAGGGUUGAGCUAAACGAAGACGUUCUGAGCUCAAACUCUUAUCAUUUUUUUCUCAUCGAACUACAAAUUUUGUUGAUUAGUUAUGACUGAUAAAACCAUGUUUAAAUAUAUUUUAUUUUCUUUUA
Molecule: messenger RNA, 3805 nt
Organism: Raphanus sativus (radish)
Lineage: Eukaryota; Viridiplantae; Streptophyta; Magnoliopsida; Brassicales; Brassicaceae
Product: DNA (cytosine-5)-methyltransferase CMT2
Exons: 23
Coding region: 69-3617 (1182 amino acids)
Cellular component (GO): nucleus
Molecular function (GO): methyltransferase activity; chromatin binding
Source: RefSeq, a predicted model, not a curated record